CCCCCAUCUCCCCUUCGUACCCGUCUCCUCCCCUUUUCCUGUCCUCGUCAAACAAUAUGGCCGCUGCUGGUCCCUCUGACCCUCGUAAACGAAAGUCGCGCAAUGCGAAGGACAAACCCGAGCCUGCUAAGGCGCGCAAGGAAACAGAGAAGCAGAUGAUCGCGAACCUCGACAGGCAGGCGAUGGAAUAUGACCCUCCAGAUGACUUGAAAUUGUUCUCGGACUUGCCUAUCUCACAAGCGACGAAACGAGGACUGAAGAAGGCAGCAUUUAUCAACAUGACCGAUGUACAAGCCAAGAGUCUUCCUGUAUCUCUGAAGGGGAAGGACGUGUUGGGCGCUGCACGGACAGGAAGCGGGAAAACGCUAGCGUUCCUCAUACCUGUGCUAGAGAUUUUGUAUCGGCGAAAAUGGGGUCCCGCAGAUGGUCUGGGAGCGCUCAUCAUCUCACCCACGCGUGAACUGGCGGUCCAGAUAUUCGAAGUCCUCCGUUCCAUAGGCCCCUUCCACUCCUUCUCUGCCGGUCUCGUCAUCGGAGGGAAGAACCUCAAGGACGAGCGUGACCGACUGGUGCGCAUGAACAUCCUCGUCGCGACUCCCGGCCGCUUGCUUCAGCACAUGGACCAAACCUACGGCUUCGAGUGCGACAAUCUCCAGGUCCUCGUCCUCGAUGAAGCCGAUCGCAUCCUCGACAUGGGAUUUGCGAAGACCCUCUCCGCGCUCCUCGGGCAUCUCCCCAAAUCUCGGCAAACCCUCCUCUUCUCCGCUACCCAGACCGACUCCGUCUCCGACCUCGCACGCCUCAGUCUCACCGACCCCGCCUUCAUCGCCACUAAGGAGGCCGAGGAGUCCCACACCGCCACGACGCCCAAGAACCUCGAGCAGCACUAUGCCAUUUGCACUCUCGACCAGAAGCUCGACCUGCUGUGGUCCUUUAUCAAGACGCACCUCCAGAGCAAGACCCUCGUCUUCCUCUCCAGCUGCAAGCAGGUCCGCUUCGUCUACGAGACCUUCUGCAAGAUGCAGCCCGGCGUCUCGCUGCUGCACCUGCACGGGAAGCAGAAGCAGAUGACGCGGCUGGCGAUGUACGACCGGUUCACGAAGAUGUCGCACGUCGUGCUGUUUGCAACGGAUAUCGCCGCCCGAGGGCUCGACUUUCCCGCGGUGGACUGGGUGCUGCAGCUGGACGCUCCGGAGGAUGUGGAGACGUACAUCCAUCGCGUAGGGAGGACAGCGCGGUACGAGAGCAAGGGGAAGGGUCUGCUGUUUCUGAUGCCGAGCGAGGAGGAGGGUAUGUUGGCUGCUUUUGCGAAGCGGGAUAUCGACAUCAAGAAGAUCAAGAUCCGCCCCAGCAAGACGCAGAAUAUUGAGAACCAGCUACAGAAGCUCGCAUUCCAGGAGCCGGAAAUAAAGUAUCUCGGCCAGAGGGCAUUUGUGUCGUAUCUGCGUUCCGUUUAUUUGCACAAGGACAAGUCCAUAUUCAAGGUCGACCAGUUGCCUGUGGACCGCUAUGCAGAGUCCUUGGGCCUUCCGGGAACGCCGAAGAUCAAGUUCCUUAGCAAAGAGCUGGCGAAGCAGAAGAAGAACGCAUCGCGUGCGGUCGCGGCGGCGAAAUCGUCGGCUGAAGCUAACUCAUCCGAAGAGGACAGCGACGCAGAAGACGCCGAUGUGCACUCAUCGAGUGACGAAGAGGCUGAGGACGAGGCGGAGUCUUCGUCUAAGCCUAAACGCAAGCCUGGAGAAGUGCGCACCAAAUACGACCGCAUGUUCGAGCGCAAGAACCAGGACAUCCUCUCAUCGCACUACUCGAAGAUGGUUGAGCGCGACGACGACGGCUCAGGCUCUGAAGACGACUUCAUCACCCUCGCCCGCGCCGACCACGACCUACCCGACCCCGACGACAGCCUGCCCAAGACCUUCGCGCAAGCAAAGCAGGAGAACCUCUCCGCAAAGAAAAAGGCGAAGAUGAGCCGCACCGGGCGCGCGGUCGUCGAGAACGGCCUUGGCCGCAAGCUCGUGUUUGACGACGAGGGCCGCGAGCACGAGCUAUACGAGCUAGCGAACGGCGAGGAGUGGUUCAAGGAGAAGGGCGGGCUGGAGGGCGCGAUCCGGGAAGGCGCGAAGUUCGCGGAGGGCGAAAGGGAGCGGAUGCAGAAGACGGAUGUGGUGGAUCGAGAGGAGGCGAAGGAGAAGAAGAGGGAAAGGAAGAGGAAGAGGAAGGAACGCGAGCGGGAGAUGAUGGCGGCGGAGGGGUUGGCGGUAGUGGCGCCGGCGGAGGAUGCGGGGUACGUGUCGCCGGACUUCGAUCUGCCUAGCGGGGAUGAAGACGAAGGCGAGGUCGCGCCGCCGCCGCCGCCUGCAAAACGACGAAAGGCAGUCGCGGAACGUGACGAGUUGGAGGAUGAUGAGGCGUUGGCGCUGCAGUUAUUGCGGAGUCGCAGGUAGCGCUAGGAGUGCUGCGCGCAGAAUUCAUGUCUUAUUCUUACUUACACUGUGUACGCCACGACGGUUGCUAUGCUACGUUAUCGCACGCCUGCGAUGGGUCGGCGCCUGCAGUACCGUGACCUCUGUGCUUCUAUGGUUCUAACCGACCUUCCCAC
This is a messenger RNA of Schizophyllum commune H4-8, 2599 nucleotides long. Its product is annotated as DEAD-domain-containing protein. The coding region runs from base 57 to 2444 and encodes 795 amino acids. Gene Ontology annotation, biological process: rRNA processing. NCBI's taxonomy places the organism in Eukaryota, Fungi, Basidiomycota, Agaricomycetes, Agaricales, Schizophyllaceae. Gene Ontology annotation, molecular function: ATP binding; nucleic acid binding; RNA helicase activity. The record is from RefSeq and is a predicted model, not a curated record. The transcript is spliced from 6 exons. Gene Ontology annotation, cellular component: nucleus.